Danio rerio (zebrafish) is the source of this 908-nucleotide messenger RNA. The record is from RefSeq and is a predicted model, not a curated record. NCBI's taxonomy places the organism in Eukaryota, Metazoa, Chordata, Actinopteri, Cypriniformes, Danionidae.
UAUUUGACUGGUUAGUCACUUUUAUCAACAACAGCAUGUCUGCAGACAGUUCCAUGUGGUGCAACUUUAUUGGUCUGCUGGAUGUGUAUGGUUUCGAAUGCUUCCUCCUGAAUAACCUGGAGCAGCUGUGUAUUAAUUACGCUAACGAGAAGCUACAGCAGCACUUCGUGGCUCAUUAUCUGAAGGCCCAGCAGGAGGAGUAUGUGAGUGAGGGGCUGCAGUGGUCUUUCAUUCGUUACCAAGACAACCAGGGCUGCCUGGACCUGAUUGAAGGCAGUCCCUCCAGCAUCAUCUCUCUGCUCAAUGAGGAGUGUCGACUGAACAGAGCAUCGGAUGCAAAGAAGUUUCGUGUGCGUCUGGAGAAGGAGCUGUCAGAUAAUGCCAACAUCAGCUGGGACAAGUUCAGCAAAGAGCCCCAUUUCACUGUGGCCCACUACGCUGGCAGAGUCAGCUACCAGAUUGAGGGCAUGAUGGAGAAGAACAAGGACCCAGUUCCCCCUGAGCUCAUCUGUCUUCUACAAAAGUCCCAAGAUUCAUUGCUGAACAGCCUCUUUGCGGAUGGUGACCGUGAGAGCGAGGGGUCUCGGGGACACAGUAAAGUGGUCACUGUUGUGUCCAAAUUUAAGAAUUCACUGGAAAGCCUGAUGAAGAUUUUGCACAGCACCACUCCACACUACACACGCUGCAUUAAACCAAACCCGGACUGCAGACCACUCACUUUCCAAAAGGAAGAGGUCAUCGCUCAGCUUGAAGCCUGUGGGAUUGUGGAGACCAUAAACAUCAGUGCAGCGGGUUUUCCCAUCAGGAUCCCAAAUGACAGCUUCUUCCAAAGAUAUGGGCUGAUUGCAAACAACAGACUAGCAGCAAAGAAGAAAACACUUAAAUUAAUAUGAAUCUGAAUUGCUCAG